This is a messenger RNA of Bombus impatiens (common eastern bumble bee), 2028 nucleotides long. RefSeq lists its product as uncharacterized. The coding region runs from base 636 to 1439 and encodes 267 amino acids. The transcript is spliced from 4 exons. Lineage: Eukaryota; Metazoa; Arthropoda; Insecta; Hymenoptera; Apidae. The record is from RefSeq and is a predicted model, not a curated record.
AAGUAUUCGAUACAGAGUCUGUCGCACAUGGUUUAUUGUGGGCAUCGUAGCGCAAAUGCAAGUUGCCGAAUUAAUGGAGUUUGAAGAUAACUCCGUUAUGUUAUAAACCCGAUAAGAAAUGUUGCAUGCUUUUGCGGUGCAACGAUUUUGCAGUGGUUCGCUUAACCAGAAGUGGGCAUAAUCAAAUAUAGAUGCCGGUUCGUGUAAUAACAUUGUUUUGUGUUUUCUGAAACGGGGGUGUAACAGUCUUGUGCAUUCCUAGAGUAUAUAUCUUUUUUUCUUUUGAAAUGAAACUGAACGUUGCAUAAUUUUUACCUUCUGCUCGUUCAGUGAACUUCAAACAAAUCACCGUUGUGAAAAAUUUUCAAGAGCAUAUACAUUGUACUUGAAAUUGUUUAUUUUUCUUUAACUGAAUCAACAAUCCAAUUAUAGCCGAAAGCACAUAAAAUCGAUCCCAAUUACGCGAUUUGUAUCUUUUUUAAGAAUUUGUGCCAUAUUUUAAUAUUAUGCAGUUUUAAACGACGCACGAACAGAUACCAAAGUAGCCUAAGUUAUUUAUAGGUUAGAAAAAUACAUGCGUGCUGUUGUCAGUUGCGACAACGGCGAAUCAUCGAGUAAUCUUUAAUGCAAACCCUAUGCAUUGGCUUCAAGCAACCAACAUACGCGAAGAGAUGCCGUUAAGUCAAAUAAAUCAAAGUAAUUUUGUUAGUACCAGUGAAAAUGUAAAUCCUGGCACUGAGAUAGCAUCAACUUGUUAUACACCUCCACCUUCGUAUCACAAUAUUAAUUUACCUCUGGGACACCCAUCGACUCUGACUAACGAUUGUGGUGCACCACCUACCUAUGAAGAAGCCAUAGAUCCAAAUGCUCCACCUCCGUCUUAUGAUUCAUUGUUUGGUCGUAUGAGGGAAGCUCAUAAAGUUUCAAAAGGAGUGUUUGAUUUUUUGAAAAAUAUUAUUGUUUUACUUCUAGGCACUAUUGGAUGUACUAUUAUCUUAGGAGUAACGAUAGUAGUUCCAAUAUGUAUGGUGGUCAUUGGAGGAAUUUACCUUUACGAUUGCCCACAAGGAGAGUAUAUUCCUGUUUAUUUAUUAGUGGGUGGUGGUUUUGGUGUUUUCAAGCAGUUGUUGCAUUUAUCUGCAAGAGUACGUCAACGUCAGGAAGAACGAGACGAGGAAAGAAUGCGACAAACUCCCACGCAAACAUUAAUUAAUUGUUUUAUGCUUGGCUGGUUUAUUAUAGGCUCAAUGUGGGUAUAUAAGGAAUAUGAGCCAAAUUACGAUCCAUCUCUUGGCAAAUACUGUAACAAAACAUUGUAUUUAUUCGCCUUUUGGCUAAUUACGGCGGUUUACAUAUUUUUGGGAGUGAUAACCGCUGGCUUUUGCAGCAUUUCAGUAGCAAGCAUCGCGUUUCAAAGACCACCGCCCGAUCUAAUGUAAAACACUAUGGUGUCAUUUUAAAGGAGAGAAACAGUCGUUCAGAAAUCUAUCAUUUUGGGAACAAAACGACAAAUUGAAAACAAACAUUUUUUGUGAAUAUACAAAAAUCACGUUAUAACAGGGCACAAAAUUUCGUCCACGCUUUACGUACCUGAGAUGCUUAAAACAACAAUCUACGAACGGAUCGUUUGCACGUUUAAAAUGCACAUAAAAUGCGUUCGAAUUCCAAAAUUUGAUGCUUGCAAUCGUCGCAACGUUCCCUGAUUUUUGAAGCAUACUCGAUUGCGUUUCAAUGUCUAAUUAAUUAAGGCGACUUUUGCUAUGAAUUAGGUCAAAUCUUUCUUAAAAUUGGUGUAUAUGUAGAAAAAGUGGAAAGGAAAGAAGGAAGUAAAAACAGUCGAUGAUGUUUUAAUCGACUCAGGGCUGUGGAUAUUUCGCAACAAAUGCGAAUUUUUUUGAUAUUGUGCCAAGAAAUCGUAAAACCGUAAAACGGAGUAUUUUGCUAUCGAAAUAUUGGUCGCUCGUAUCAACAUCCGAUUCGAAUUCUUAACUUGAGUAGAAUCUCGGGACGUGUUAUAAAAAGAAGAGA